Messenger RNA from Mytilus californianus (California mussel), 4711 nucleotides. RefSeq names its product ubiquitin-protein ligase E3B-like. The record is from RefSeq and is a predicted model, not a curated record. The transcript has 31 exons. Lineage: Eukaryota; Metazoa; Mollusca; Bivalvia; Mytilida; Mytilidae. Gene Ontology annotation, biological process: protein polyubiquitination; ubiquitin-dependent protein catabolic process. The coding region runs from base 89 to 3271 and encodes 1060 amino acids. Gene Ontology annotation, molecular function: ubiquitin protein ligase activity; protein binding.
AUCAAUAUUAAAAAGUGAUGGAAGGAAAAGCCAAAGGAAAAUAUUGACAACAAACACAAAUACGAUAUGGAAAUGAGAGGAAAUUAGAAUGUUUGGUAAGGUAGAUGCUCAGAAGAAAAGUUUUUUAGACCAAACAAAAGCACUAAGAGAUGACAGAGCCUAUGAGAAGAAGAGACAGAUUGCAGUUAUCAAAAUUCAGUGUGUGGUACGUGGAUUCCUUGAGAGACGUAGACUUACAAGAUCAAUAAAAAAUGAAGUAUCUGGCUUGUUACAGAUUCCUACAGACAAAGAUAGUGAAUAUCAUCCAAAGUUGAAGCCAGCUGUAGAAGUUUAUAAGACUAUCAAGAAAGUUUUAUACAAGUUUAAGGAAGAUGAUGACAAAGAGGCAUUUUUGUACCUGUGCCGUUACCUUUUAUGUUCCAUGGAUUCUGAGGAUAUAAAGGUUUGUUAUAUUGCUGUUGCUUUAAAGAAAGAGUUUGUGUUGUCAUGGAUACAACAAGUCAAAGAUAUCAACUGGAAAUGUUGUUGUUAUUUAAAAGAACUAAAGCCAGAGAACCAUGUUGACUUUAGUGUGAUGAUGUUAUUGUUGAGAGUUUUAAUUGUAUUUACCAGUACAUCUACAUGGAAAAUAGUUAAAACUACACCAGCACUUGCGCCAGGUUUAAAUCAACUCUGUAACAACAUCAUGGGUGACCUUAACACCAGAGGACUCUACCCUAUAUUGAAGGGUUUAUUAACCAGAGGUCUCUCAAGAACCAAGUGUGCUUUUAACCAGACAUCACUUUCUGCAAUGGUUACUAUAGCUUUGAGACCACUGAUGGCAGCCAACUUUUCAGACAAUCUGCUGACUGUGUUUGUAUUAAACAUUAUGUCUGUCCCUGCUGUUAUACAUCAUGUGUCCAAUCUGUCACAAGAGUGUCUGACUGUACUGGUAACUCACAGACUAUUUAAGAGAUCUCUAGAUCUACUGUCAAAUGAACAAAGUACCAGAAUUAUUUUCAAUACCUUAGAAGGAAACUAUGCACUAUGCUUGCUGGCAAACAUGGUACAUCUUGGUUUUGUAGAAUUAGAGGGUCUUGUUGAAAAUACAAUCAAAUUUAUGACAGUUGUUAUUCGGCUUCUGGAAAACUGUAAGAAAUAUGUACAGAAUAAAAAAUCAAGUUUAACUCACUGGCAUCCUGUUCUGGGCUGGUUUUCCCAGAAGACAGAUCCAAGUUUGCAUGCAUCUAUGCCGUUUGUAGUUAAACAGUUACAGUUAUUAUGGAGUGAAAAGAUGAUAAGACUGAUGUUUGCUGAUCUCUUAAACUACAUAGAAAUAGAUACAGAGAAAGCCAGUAAAAAUCCUUCACCUUCAAAAAAUAUAUUGAAGAAAGCACUAGAUAAAGCUUCAACAAAAUCAUCAGGAUCUAAAAUCAAAUUAGAUAGUUCUGUUAGUACCUCUACAUGUCUACCAUGUGUCCUAUACCAGAGAACAAUCAACACUUUAUCACAACUCAGAAUGGAUAUUCUUGGAGGUUUAAGUUACAAUGAUGUAUUAUUACCAAUUUUGUGGAAGUUUUUAGUGGACCUUGGACCAAAUUGUGGAUUGAAGAGUUUUUUAGAGCUUCUUAGUCAAGCACCAAACAGUACUAUUCACCCAGUAUUUAGUCUUCUGACCGUGUUUUGUGAUGCAGCCAGUCAUUUCAUUAUAACAUUGGAUGAUAUUGAAAUGUAUGAACAAGGCAGAUUAUUCAAACUUGAAGAUUAUGUAAAAAUCAGUGAAUUUCUGAACUGUUUUGUUUUCCGUGUUAUCUGGAACAACUUGAUAGACACAACAACAGCAUUAACGUCUGAUGUGUUUGGAUCAACUCGUGGUCUAUUGAUGAUACUCUAUGAAAGAGAUUGUAGACGAAGUUAUACUCCUCCUAAUCACUGGUUAAUCAGGGAUGUGAAGCCAUCAGUAUUCAUGGCUGAAUUGGAGAAGGGGAAGAAACCAGCAGUUUUUCUGAUGCAGAGAUUACCACACAUCAUUCCAUUCUCAGAGAGAGUAAAACUAUUUAGAAGACAUGUUAAUAAAGAAAAAGAAGCAAUGGGUUUUACAGAAUCUGCCUGUACCUCUCCACAGUCUACACUCAUAUCUGUACACAGAUCACGGAUUGUAGAGGAUGGUUACAGACAACUGGCACAGCUACCAACUAAAUCCAUGAAGGGGCUCAUCAGGGUGAAAUUUAUAAAUGAACAGGGUUUAGAUGAAGCAGGUAUAGAUCAGGAUGGAGUAUUUAAGGAAUUUCUGGAGGAAACUAUCAGCAGAGUGUUUGAUCCUUCCCUCAACUUAUUCAAGGUGACAUCAGAACAAAAACUGUAUCCAUCAUCAACAUCUUAUAUCCAAGAAAAUCAUCUGUCCUUGUUUGAAUUUGUUGGAAAAAUGCUUGGUAAAGCUGUUUAUGAGGGAAUAGUUGUGGAAGUUCCUUUUGCUCCAUUUUUCCUGACACAGAUGUUAGGACAUCAACAGAGCGCAACCUACAGUUCAUUAGAUGAACUUCCAUCACUAGAUCCAGAACUUGCCAAAAACUUGUCCUAUGUUAAGCACUAUGAAGGUGAUGUUGAUGACCUUGGGUUGACCUUCUCAUUAGAUGAGGAUAUCAUGGGAAGGGUAGAAACUCAUGAGCUGGUUCCUGGUGGUAAAGCCAUUCCAGUCACUAAUGAAAACAAAAUCCGGUAUGUACACCUGAUGGCCCACUUUAGAAUGUAUAAACAGAUAAAGGACCAAACACUAGCAUUCAUCAGAGGAUUUAAAGCUGUCAUCAAUUCUGAUUGGUUAUUGAUUCUCUCAGCUCCGGAGUUACAGAAACUUAUAUCUGGUGACAAUGCAGAAUUAGAUAUACAAGAUUUAAGAAGGAAUACUCAGUAUUAUGGUGGUUACCAUAACAACCAUAAAGUCAUUAACUGGAUGUGGGAUAUAUUAGGUAAAGAUUUCAACAGAGAAGAAAAAGGAUUAUUUCUAAAGUUUGUAACCAGUUGUUCCAAGCCACCACUUUUAGGAUUUUCUAAUCUUGAACCUCCCUUUUCUGUCAGAUGUGUUGAAGUUAGUGAUGAUCAGGACACAGGAGACACAGUUGGGAGUGUACUUAAAGGAUUUUUUAACAUCAGGAAAAGGGACCCUGUAGGCAGAUUACCUACAUCAUCUACAUGUUUUAACUUAUUGAAAUUACCGAAUUAUCAAAAGAAAAGUACAUUGCGAGAGAAGUUACGAUAUGCAAUAUCAUCUAAUACAGGCUUUGAAUUAUCGUGAUAUUGGAAUAACAAAUGGAGAAGAUUUUUCACUGUAUUUAUCAUUACAAUCAUCAUUGUAUUUGUCGUUUUAUUUAAUUGUUAAUUUUUGAAAUUUUUAAAGUGGAGGUAUGUAAACUGAAUGGCUUUUGUUAUAUGAGGGAAAUAGACCGAACAGAGAAAAAAUAAUGGAACUUACGGAAUUGAGUAUUUCAUCUUAAAACAGAAUUUGGAAUUUUUAAAGAUGCAAGUAUUUAUUAUCAACUUGAAAUUAUAAUAAUAUUUUAGAUUACUAAUAAUUUAGUAUACAGUUUAGAUUUCCCCACACUGCUAUUGGCAGUUUAUCUCAGGUAACAAUAUCUGCUGGAAUAAGAUCUUCGUGCAGCAAAAUAUGAUUAAGGUAUAAUAUGGCUUUCAAAAAAGAUCAGUCAGCAAAGCCAGUGAUAGUGUUUGAUUGAUUGAUUGUUUGCUUAAUGUCUGGUCCAGUAACAAAUAUUUUAUGGGAAAGAGCUUGAUAGUAUAAAUACUUUGCUUGUGCUCAUAAGUUUCCUUCAUCAAUAAGAUUGUCAGGAAAUUGUGUAAUAAAGUGAAAAAAACUACAUCAGAAAAAAAAAAACAUUUCAUGAAAAAAAAUUAUUUUAUUUUAUUAUAGGAGAUAUCUUAUUUAUUAUGAAUAUUUUCAUCCAAAUCAUGAUUUUUUAGUUUUCUGUUUUUGUUUUGUUUUUUUCUAUGGGAGGAAAGAAAGGGGGUUUAGAUGAUAAUGAAGGAAAGGCACAAAGGUGCAUGCAAGAAAUUUAACCACCUUGAUGUUUGUCAUGCAUCAAUGACUAUGGUUAACUUUUGCAUUUAAGAUUUAGACAAGCAACUACACAGGACUGUUAUUUUGUCAUUGUGCUUAUUGUGGAUGGCAACAAAGAGCCAAGUAAAAUUAUGUCGCCUUACAUUUUAUACAUGAAUGGUACUGUUUAAGGGUUAUGGUUCAGAUCUACUCAUCAGAAAGAAACAAUAUGUCGAGAACUUGUAUAUCCUGUAUAUCGUCAAUCAAUAUCUAGUUCUAGUCUAAGUCAUAAAUGAACAAAACUGUGUGAUUGAAUACGUUUAGUUAUAGUGGUUCAAAUAAAAACUAAAAGGACCAUUUAAUAUGUAAUAGUGUUUAGUUCUUAAAUACUCUUAACAAUGAAAUACCUGCAAGGAAAUAAGCUAUUACUUACAAUGGGCCCUUUUCUUUAUUCAUUUUGAAGAAAUAAAGUAAUAGAAAUGUCUAGCUGUUCAAGAUAAAACUUGCUAAAACUUUUGGUUUCGUUGCCAUCCCAUUUUUCAUGUCUCAUGGUUGAUUUUAUGUGUUCUAAUGAAAUGACUUCUUGUAUUAAUUGUUUUACAUGGAAAGGAACACAUUGUAUAUGAAUAUCUGUGAUAAUAUUUGUAGUGGAUUUUUUAUAAUAAAAUAUAAGAAAUAAUAUGA